GCCGCUUUCCCCUUGCCUGAUAACCCCCGCAGGCCCCCGCCGCCUCCCCGCUCCAGCUACCUGCGAAGAGGUUGCGAACCCUCUGCGGAGCGCGGCGGAGGCAGGCCGAGUGAGGCGGGAGAACAUAGCAGGCAGGUUGGCUGCGAAGGGCGAGGAAGACUCGGCGACUGGUUUCUCCUUCGUCGACGACCUCCAAGCAGCGAGGGCAACGCGAGACUUCGCCAGCUCCUCUCGCGAGAUCUCGUUCUUUUGCUACUUUGGGUCCCUCCUCUCACGCUCACACACACCCGCCCCCUUUAAGACUCUCUUGGGUUUUCUCGCGAGAGUUUGGACAAUAUCUCGCGAUAAAUGCCUCCUCUGUCGAAUGGUAUCUUGACAUCCAAGACAUUCCUGCAAACAACAAAUUACCUGGAUUUCCAGACUGCAAACUCAGAUGUGAAGGGGCCUAUUUUUAUUCAUGGACGAACCACAUGAAUGUGAAGCAGACUACUGUAUCGGAGUUCAGCUUCUGAGAGUGCAGUAGCGUUCUCAACACUGCAUCAUUCUCAUCCACAGUUAUGGCAGGGGUGGCCUUGUGUGAACCAACAGAACUGUAUAAUAUGUUGAACCAGUCCACAAAAAUCUCUAGACUGGCAGAACCAAACUAUCUUUGUUUACUUGAUGCUCGGACAAAGAGAGAGUACAAUGAAAGCCACUUGAUGACGGCAAUCCGAGUCAAAACAAAUCCAUUGGGCAAAUACGUGGUUCCUCCAUCUGUCAACCUGGAGUGCGUCCGAUACUGCGUGGUAUACGACAGCAGGACAAACUCGGUGGAGGCUGCUUUCGACAUAGAUUACGAUUUGUACGAAGUGGAUAAAGACCUCAAACCAUACGACAAGGGAAUCAACAUCACGGAAUUAAAACGUAAACCAGAUCCUAACGAGAAUGCCCUAGUGGGAUCCGCAGCCCGUUGUGCCAGAAUCAUGCAGCGCCUCACCUGCUUCCCGGUCCUGGUCCUGAGAGGUGGCUACGAACUGUUCACAGCUUCCUACCAUUAUCUCCGGACCCAGAAGAUAUUCUGGAUGCCUCAGGAACUAGAGGCAUUUAAGCCCUACCCGGUGGAGAUCCUGCCUGCUCGCCUGUACAUGGGAAAUUAUGUGCAAGCCUGUGACGGCCAAAUUCAGAAGGAUCUGAAAAUCAAAGCCCACAUCAAUAUUUCUGAAGAGGUUGGCACAUUUUUUCUUGAAGACAGCGACAACCUACUUCACAUCCCCAUUCCAGAUUCUCCAGAUGCAAAUAUGUUUCCCUCCUUUGGUGAUAUUUGUCACUUCUUAGACAGUCACAUCCACAAGGAAGCGGUUCUGGUUUUCUCCACCUUGGGCAUAAGUAGGUGCAGCACAGCUGUUAUGGCCUAUCUGGUCCAUUCGUGCAGGCUUUACUUAAAGAAAGCUUGGAACUACGUGCAGAAGUGCAAAAGCAACAUGCGCCCAAACAGGGGGUUUGUGCAACAGCUCUCAGAAUGGGAAAGGCGUGUCUACAUGACCGCGAUCACCGAUAUCUCUGAACCAAAUUACUGACCCGACGGCAGCUGGCAAAGCAAGUCCCUGCAACACCGGCUGGCUGUCUCCAGUGGGAUCUAUGUCGCCCUAGUUUCCGGGUCCUUGUGCUGGUCGAGGAUCAAGAAAGAAAUCUCUGUUUUUGGAUUAUUUGAUCUUUAACCUUUCACUGUCGCUGUCCCGCCGGGUUUGUUAUGUGUCUCGCUGGUUGUUCUCUGCGUUCCUAUGUGCAGAGCUGAGUGGUGUUAGGACUGUUCCUGUUGCUUUAUUCAGAAAUAAAAACAGUAUGCUUUUGUUCACGUGGAGCUUGUCUGUCAAGGCCAAGAAGAACUCCAACUGCGCUUAAAGUCAAGGUCAACAUUUUGAAUUGAGCUCAGAAACGAACUAGCAACCAGAGCAGCUGUUUUAAAUGGAUGAUAUGCGCUCCCCCUGGGUGAAGUUUCCAAGUUGUCUUCCAGGGAAGCCUCACACACACAGAGACUACCGCAAUAAUCCAGUCUGGAAAUUAACUGAGAAUACAGUA
Messenger RNA from Rhineura floridana, 2058 nucleotides. RefSeq names its product serine/threonine/tyrosine interacting like 1 (gene STYXL1). Gene Ontology annotation, cellular component: mitochondrion. Gene Ontology annotation, molecular function: protein phosphatase inhibitor activity; pseudophosphatase activity; protein tyrosine/serine/threonine phosphatase activity. The record is from RefSeq and is a predicted model, not a curated record. The transcript has 10 exons. Gene Ontology annotation, biological process: negative regulation of cytoplasmic stress granule assembly; protein dephosphorylation; positive regulation of intrinsic apoptotic signaling pathway. Bases 558 to 1556 code for a protein of 332 amino acids. NCBI's taxonomy places the organism in Eukaryota, Metazoa, Chordata, Lepidosauria, Squamata, Rhineuridae.